Messenger RNA from Carya illinoinensis, 1662 nucleotides. RefSeq lists its product as uncharacterized. NCBI's taxonomy places the organism in Eukaryota, Viridiplantae, Streptophyta, Magnoliopsida, Fagales, Juglandaceae. The record is from RefSeq and is a predicted model, not a curated record. The coding region runs from base 1 to 1662 and encodes 553 amino acids. The transcript is spliced from 5 exons.
AUGGGAUACCAACGUUUCUUACUGCAAAAUCACAUAUGGAGGCGGAGGAAAGGGUUGUUCAACGGUAAAGAAGAUCAUCGCAUGCCACCAAGGGAUAUUGGAGGAUAUGAUAUUCUCAAUCAAUUGCAGAUGAUUGGGGAUGUUCAGUUUGGCAAAGCUCGUAGGAAGCGAAAACGUACUGCUGAAGAGCUGAACUGGACAAAGUGUAUAUUCUUCCAGUUGCCAUAUUGGUCAACACUUCAACUUCGGCAUAAUUUAGAUGUUAUGCAUAUUGAGAAAAAUAUCACCGAAAACAUCUUAUUCACUUUAAUGAACAGUCCAGGCAAAAGUAAGGAUAAUAUCAAUUCAAGGCGUGACCUUGAGAUAUUGGGCUACAGAAAAGAAUUACAUUUGAGGCGUGAAGGUGAUCAUGUAACAAUGCCACAUGCACUGUACACAUUACACGGAGAUGAAAGGCAUAAAUUUUGUGAGUGGCUGUUCGAUAUCAAAUUUCCAGAUGGGUUCUCUUCUAAUAUCUCGAAUUGUGUUUCUCUACGUGAUUACAAAAUAACUGGGUUAAAAAGCUACGAUUAUCAUGUUUUCCUUCAAAGACUACUCCCAAUUGCUGCUAUGGGGUUUUUAAGAAGUGACAUUGCCUUGGCUUUGAUUGAAUUUAGCACUUUUUUCAAAGAGUUGUGCGCUCGAACAUUGGAUGUGAAUCGCAUCUCCCAGCUCCAAACUGAUAUCGACACAAUUCAAUGCAAACUGGAGAUGAUAUUCCCUCCAUCCUUUUUUGAUAUCAUGGUCCACUUAGCUGUCCAUUUGCCUCGUGAGGCCAUACUUGGGGGUCCAGUACAAUAUAGAUGGAUGUACCCAUUUGAGAGAUAUCUCGAUGUUGAGAUGAAGUUCAAUCGAGCGGACCGCAACGUUGAUGCUGAAGAAGAGGAGACUAUAGAUGGAUUCAAAAUUUUCAACCAGAAAUUUCGUCCCUUGGGUACAGCUUCUAAUGUGCAAUUAGUUGAUAAACUCUUUGGCGCAGCCAUUUGGGAACACUAUGAGAAAUGUAAGGUGCAACACCUAAAUUCUUUCGAUCGCACGCAUCAAACUGACUUUCCAAAUUUGUUCAAGUACCGUAUCCAAGAACAUCGUACCAAUAAUCCAAAUGAUGUGUCCGCUGAUUUGUAUGCACUAGCUUGUGGGCCUGACCAUUGGGUUGCAUCAUAUGAUGCUUGCAUAAUAAAUGGAAAAAGGUUUCAUACAAAGCAGCGUCAACUUCGCCGGCAUACACAAAAUUCUAAGGUGUUGGUAACUUGGGACGAGGCCACAAAUAACGCAGACUUUUAUGGUAUUAUUAAGAAUAUUAUUGAGUUACGCUACAUGGAGUGGCGUCGGGUGUACCUAUUUGAAUGUGAUUGGUUUGACGUUGGUGACCGAAAACGAGGGGUACGAGUGGAUGACCAUAUGAUUAGUGUCAACAUGAAUAGGACUUGGAAUGUAUACAAUAUUCCUACAAUGUCGAGGAUUAUGGAAGAUAUUAAUGAUGGCGAAGUAAGUACUAAUGAGGCCGAUCAAGAAACUGAGUCAUCAUAUUAUUAUGAACCAGUGCAGUUUGAUAAUGUGGAUCCAGUGUCAACUCCACUGGAUAGGCUUGAUAUACCACCUAGCCAUAUUGAUGCACAAUAA